This is a messenger RNA of Pocillopora meandrina, 8719 nucleotides long. The record is from the annotation of a GenBank genome assembly. NCBI's taxonomy places the organism in Eukaryota, Metazoa, Cnidaria, Anthozoa, Scleractinia, Pocilloporidae.
CCUCUGGUUACACGAGUGACGUCUUCAUGAUGGAAAUGUUUACCUUCUGAUCUAAAUUUGCCCUAGUCCUUAACCUGACCCCUGUGUUUCAUUUUCAAGUCAAACACACAACAAGUCGUUUCAACGAACUUCUUUUUCCCGAACAGUUCUAAGGUAGAGCUUUUCGCUUCCACUGUUUCGCUAUAGAUAUUACAUCAAUUGGCCGCCGAAUGGAGGAAGGUAAAUAUAAAGAAUCGUUUUCAAGUAACCUGACAGAGAGACGUAGACGGUGAGUAUCAAAUCACGCGAGUUUGGCGGCUGCAACAGCGUCUUAAAGUUCUUAUGCAACAGAUCGCUGUGUUACUGGAAUAUUUAUAAUGGCAAUAUGGUGAAAGGCGGUUCUUUCAAAGAUUGGUCGCAAUAGGGUUCCGAUACAAAAGUUGAAAAGUUCCUCCUAACGUAACUGAGCUUUCAAAAUCACGCCAGGUGGAAGAAAUGAGAACUAUCAUCGCUCAACAUGAGAACCAGAUUUUUAGAGUCGUUAUUUUGAAAGCUGUCAGAGUAGAUAGGAAAGGACGAUGGAAUCUGUUACUACAGCUUAGCGAAAAUAACAGAUGGGUGAGAAGACAAACCGUUUGUAUUGCACGGUAGUCCCGCCCGCUAUUUCCAAACAAGAUCGUCGGCUUUGGUUUGAGCCGAAGUACAGUCAGGUUUAAUAAUUUCACUAUUCAGUCCAUUUAGUCGCAAAAAGACGCCGAUUGAGACAAAAGUUGAUAAGUUCCUCCUUAAGAAACUGAGCAUUCAAAACCACACCACGCGGAAGAAAUGAGAACUAUCAUCGCCCAACGCGUGAACCAGAGUUUUAGAGUCGCUAUCUUGAAAUGUGUGCGAUUAGAUACGAAAGGAGGAUGGAAAAAUGAACCCGCUGACUAUGUAUAACACGUAUCUAUUGGUAAAGCCUAGCGAAAAUGACAUCUGGGUGAGAAGGAAAUCCUUUUGUAUUGCACGGUGGUCCCUUCCGCUAUUUCAAAACAAGAUCGUCGGCUUCGGUUAAAGCCGAAGUACAGUCAGAUUUAAUAAUUUGACUGAGUCACAGAGUCAAUAGUUUGUUCGAGAAAGAUGUCCAUAAAGCUUGCUGUUGAUAGCUAAUUCGAGAGAUUUCUAGAUGUCUUGAUAAAAGGGCAGAGGUCGACGUGCUCGAUGCAUUGCAAUGUGUUAGUCGCUUUAUUUGUUACAAGUGAUUUUGCAACAUCAAAGCAUAGAGUUUAACCAGGGUACGAUGAAAAUGAUUCAUCGAAACUUUCUGUCAUUUUUAAGCUUACUAGUUAGGUCACUUGAGCUGGUUCGUAACAUUCGCUGCUUCUUAACAACGUAUUAAGACAAACAAUGGGUGCAAGUCAGCAUGCUUUUUUUUAGUCGGUAUGUAAACAACUAUUUAACAAUAUUUACUUUUUACUUAAAAUCUUACUGCUCACUGGGUUAAGCAUUUGGAACGCACUUUUAACUAAUCCAUGUAGUGAUCAAGGUAUUCGCUUGUUCGUGAUUUUAUCGAUAGGUGUUCUACUUGAAUGCAACUGGGCAAGAUUUUCAUAUAAUCCAACAUUAUGCAUAGAGUUCUUUAAAAGGAGAAAACAAUGGCCUAAACAAUAGAUUACCUUUGGGACCGGACUGAGGCUUUAAUUCAGAACCCUGAGAGGCAUUAUGGAUAGUUUUUAGUUCAGGGAAAUGUUGGAAGACAUCACUCUAAAGAACAUAGCGGGUUUGAUGACAUAAUUUUGUUCGCAAGACUGAAUUUUAAUUCUAACCUUGAUGAAAAACUAAAGAGCGAGGAAAAACGACUCCUUGACUUCAGGGAAAUGAUAAAAGAUGUCACUGUAGAGGACAUAGCGGGUUUGAUGAAAUCAUUUUGUUCGCAAGACUGAAUUUUAAUUCUAACCUUACUGAAAAACUAAAGAUGAGCGGCCAAAAUUAUGUAAUUUCAAAAAGAGCUCAUUCGAAGUGACCCAAGGAAAAAAAUUUCACAACGUAAUGUUCCAUUAUUUUUCCUUCUUGUAUUCACGUACAUGCCGGUAUUCAUUCCCCGUUCACUAAUCCUUUUGUCCAUAUUUAUAUGUUCCACCUAGUCAAGAACAUUGAUUACCCAAUACCCAGCUAACCUUUCGAGAUUAUUACGUGCACUUUGUCCUUUUUCCGACAACCUUAUGCAAAUAGCUGUACACAGAAAUACUUCCUGAAACAAUUCAAGCUUAAUAAACAUUACGGCAUUAUCUACUAUCGAGUUAGUUUCGAGGGUUGAAAAUACACUGAUUCAAGCCAGAGGUUCAAAGGCCUCGUAAUAUCCGUACAAGAGCCUCACAAAUGUUAAAAUCCUCUUACAGACACCCCUCGCUGACCGAAAUAAUUCCAAGUGUUGCUGCAGUGCCGCCAAGAAUUUUUUAAAUUUUCGCCGGCAGCUCGUUGAGCCUUGAAUGCAUUGGUGGGAGCUUAUAAACCUAGACUCGAUCAGCUUAGUCUUUUGCCAAGAUAAGCUAAAAUCUUCAAUAUUUACGAAAAUUGGUUAGUCUGACAUAAUUGCAUUACAUUUGAAGACAAUCAAAUAUUUGCAGCACCGCCACAUGAAUCGCGAAACAAAUUUGCAGAUGGAGAAUUAGGGCGAUAAAAUCGCAUGGAAACUGAAAAAGCAGUGUCCAAUUGUAGCUAAUUCCUAAGAUUUGUUAAUUGGAGGCUAUAUUCAUACAAACUUCAAGCAGCAAAAACACGACCUGUAAAUCCUGUUUCAAGGAAGGAUGAUCCCAAAACAUUACAAAUUAAUAAUUUUUUCGACCAAGCCACAUAGACACAGGGCUGGGUUUGUAGCUAAAAUUUUUUACGAAACGCGUAAUUUUUCGGUUAUCACUUGGAUAAGUUGUUCGGAGAUUUAUGCGGUAAAGAACACGAUAGCCCAUCCUACAAUAGUCUGAACCUGUCUCCAGGGCAUGUGCCGAUAGCAUGUACCUAUUAAGGACGUUGUUACACUUCCGGUACAGACCACUGCAGAGUCAAACAAAGCUGACAUAGCCUCUUAGAUCGAUCAUAAAACAACAAAUGUGUAAAUCAUGCUAAAAAUAAUUAUUUCAUUAUUUUUUUUUCCGCAGACUCAACGGCAUCAUUUGCAUUACGAUAACCGUUGCAGUCUUGCUGCUAUUUAUAAUUAUAUUCCCGAUUGUCUGGACGACUUACAAAGAGGAACCAAUCCCCACCAGGAGCGUGGGGAUUCCUCCUCCACCAACUGGUCCACCAGGAGCGGAUGGCCCCUAUAAACACGCGGUUGUUGCGUCAGACGCUGGCCUAUGCUCAGAGAUAGGCCGUGACGUUCUGAAGAAAAAUGGAUCAGCCAUGGAUGCUUCCAUCGCCGCCUUGUUCUGUAUUGGGGUUUACAACAUGCAUUCGGCCGGUAUCGGGGGAGGCGGCUUCCUGGUUGUGUACAACAAGAGCAAUAAAUUUGUAGAGGUCAUAGACUUUCGCGAAGAAGCCCCAGGGAAGGCCAACAGAAACAUGUAUGUUAAUGAGACGAUGGGCUCCAAAUUAGGUGCGUUUUAGUUUAAAAUAAUCAGUCCCGUGUCGAAAUAUACUUGACAAAUAAUGGAUCCUCCAAGACAUUAAAACUCUCUAUCCAAUUAUUAUUACAACAAAAGGUACUAACGAAACGUAUCUUAAUUCAUUUUGGAGAGUAAUUUUCCUCUCUUCGAGCUAAGAAAUCAAAUUUCACUGGAAACAGAGUUCUAUCAUGGAAACAGUGUGUAAUUGGAAAUGAAAUUCCAGAAGUCAGUCCCUGGGAGUUCUAAUUUCACCAUAAUCAAUACAGUAUUCAUGUGCUUGUCGGUCUAUAUUCAGGUAGAUGGGUUCGAUCAAUUCAUAUCACAUGUAUAACCUUAACUUCCUAUCACUGACUCUGCCUACUACGUUCCGAUCUCGAAGGUCAAGUAGUUGCGAGAGUGUAAAAUAACCAGAUAAAAUCGAAUCAGUUCAAAGUAAUUGAUUACAUGUAAUUAUUUCCCGACGAUAAUUCAUCUUAUUUGACGUCUGACUUUUAUCUUGUUAUUUUCAUUAUAAAUAUACUUUUUUUAAAUCACCAUACAAACUGGUUAGGCCCCAAAGCAUCUGGGGUGCCCGGCGAGGUGAAAGGUUUUUACGAAGGCUGGAAAAAGUAUGGCAAACUUGCCUGGAGGGAACUGGUGCAGCCUUCCAUUGACAUGGCCAAAAAAGGAUUUCCAUUUGGUUAUGCUGCUUACAAGGCGGCCGCAAGGUCAACUGUCAAGCCUCUUCUUAAAAAAGAUCCCGGCUUGAGGUUUGUAAAAAUGUGUAGAUAAUCGGACUUAGGAUUGAAUUAAUGAGUUCCAUUUUACACUACAAAGUAUUCUUCACAACGCGCGCUUGUGCAUGUACUAUUCACACAAACAAGUUCCCCGAAAAAGGUCUUCGCCUGACAAUUUUUCUUGGCAGUGUGAAUGAGUGUCAACUCUUUCUAAGUCAGAUUUCGUAAGCUAUGACUGUUUUAAAUAAUUAUAAGAAAAAAAGAAGGGAUGUGAUAUUUCCUGCAGGUAACACAAAGUAAUAAGUCUGCUCUCUACGGUAGAUUUAUUUAUCGUACUCGCUUUGCUUCAAAGAUAACUAUGUCUGCACGGAGGGUGACAAUGAAACUUCAAUUGAAUGACAAGUAAUAUAUUUUUCUCCUUUUUUCUUAAUCCCCAUAUCAUUAAAAUUUGCUACUUUUAACUUAAAGGGAACUUCUCUUCAACAAGAAAGGCGAAUUAAAGCAGCUAGGCGAGACCCUGUACAUGCCCAAGUAUGCGAAAACACUGGAGAAAAUUCGUGACAAACCUGAUGAUUUUUACAACGGAAAACUGGCCGAGGACAUUGUAAAGGACGUCAAGGAAGGCGGCGGUAUUUUUACCUUGGAAGAUUUAAAGAAAUACAAGGCAAAAUUCAAGACACCCAUACAAGGAACUCUGGGGAAGUACAACUGGUACUCGACCCCUCCCCCCGGAAGUGGUGCGGUGCUGAGUCUCAUCCUGAAUAUUUUAAAAGGUAGGAAAACACAACGAGGGCCUUGCCGAUGGGGAGGUGGGCUCUAAAGGGACAAUUGACCCCCCUUCUCCUUUGUGGUAUGAGGAAAGACACAGUUAAAAUUAAUUUCUUCCCAUAAAUUUUUCAACUCAAAGACAGAUCCCUCGACAAUAAAGUUAAAUUUGAGAUUGCAUGUUGGAAUGUAAUAUGUAUAAACGGGGAAGGAGAGUCGUUAAUAACUUGUGCUUCUUCAUUCGUUUGUUUGGUGGUGUCUUGCUUGUUUGUUAAAACACAUGUUUGCUAGAUUCUUUCCGAGGCAGGGGUAGUUAAAAAAUAUAGGAAUUUAAUCCAUUUAGGAUCAAUAUCAGUAUCCGGGCAACAGCCCACCUACCCCUCCCCUAACCCAACAUUCACCCUAACUUGUUAUUAAUUGACUGUUAUUGGGUUAGGGGAGGGGUAGGUGGGCAGUUGCCCAGAUAAUGAUAUUGAUCCGGAAUUUAUGUGUGCAAGACACUCUUGUUUUACAUGAUUUGCAACAUAACUCUGGUCUCUCUGGACCACACCUACAACCGUUCAUGAGGUAGACUUUCUUACAACAGAAACUACUGAUACCUCUGUAUAAAUCAAGCCACCCACUUAGUUUUGCCACCUUAUAUCCUUAAGGAUACAACAUGAAGCCAUCUGAUCGGAAUGGGACAAAGAAUUCGGUCUUGACGUACCACAGGAUUGUAGAGGCUUUUAAGUUUGCGUAUGCGUACAGAGCUUUGUUGGGAGACCAGGACUUUGCAAAUGUAACACAGGUAAUCCCAUAACUUCGAUCAAAAUCGUGUCUCUUAACUUGCUAUUGGUCCGUAACACGAAGUCGUCAUGGAUUAAAAUAUCUUAUGAACGGAUAGGUUGAGCCUAAAAAUUUCAGCCUAGAUGCCUGCGGAGGUUAUGCUCUUCUUAUCGCAGUGAGUGAUCCCUUGUGUUAUCUUCUUCCUAGCAAUCUCCCUUAGAUAACAAAACAGCUAUACUAAAGGAAUAAUUAGACUUAAGUCACCCAAAGAAUGCCUUGUCAUGUUUUGGCCUCUGUUAAUAUACGUCUCUGAGCUUCGAGUCGUGUGGCCGGAAAUACUGUACGCUCAGCGCCUUUCUAAAUACAGGAGUACAACUUCUCAGUAAGAGGAAACCGUGUAAAAAAGCUGCUCAUCCCCUUGCGCAAAAGAAGUGAAAAUUCAAACUGUGUUAUCUGCUAUGGUGUUAGUUAACCUAUGAGCUCUAACAGGUAAUUAUAACGUAACCUCUCCUUAGAAUGUUAAAAUAUAACCCCGUGAACAGGUGAUGAAACUGAGUUGCUAACGCGUUAUCUUGAUGCAGGAUUAAUUUCCUCUGAAACAUGGGCAAGUAAAGCGCUAUGAAGGAAAACAGUACAUGUAAUCAGAUCUUAGGAGAUAAAAGUCUAAGAAUAAGAGAAAAAGAUGGAAAACAUUUUUUCAAUAUCUUGCAUUGUAGGUUCUCAAGGAAAUGACAAACGAGACGUUUGCAGAAUCUCUACGUCAGAGGAUCCGGGACGACCGCACAUUCACAAAUUACACACACUACGGUGACUUCUAUCAAAAAUCCAACGAUCAGGGGACUUCACACUUGUCUGUUAUUGCAGAAAAUGGCGACGCUGUUUCAGCAACUACAACAAUCAAUCUGUAGUAGGUCAUUUGGUGUAAAUAAGGGUUAUUUCACUUGGCAACUUUCGUUUACUACCGAGCUGUCCACAUAUCACGCAUAAAACAGAAACGUGAAUACUCAAGGAACAUUUGAAGUGUAAAAUUUGAAGUGCGAAAUGUGACGUGUGAAAUGUGAAGGUUGACAGAAAAUAUAAAAUACCAUGCGUCGAACUUUGUGCAUCUCGCUAUACUCUGUCUUUUUUUUUUUUGCUGUUUUGUUUGAUUGUUUGUUUUGUUUUUGUCUUUUUCUGUUUCUGUUUCGCGCCUUUGAAUCUCUAAGCAUAGUAAAUUGAAUUUCAUCAUUGUUCUUUUAGCUAUGGAUCGAAAUAUCGAUCGACUCGUACUGGAAUCAUUUACAACAACGAAAUGGACGACUUUUCGACUCCAGGGAGAGAAAAUGCGUUCGGUGUUUUACCAUCAGAAUCAAAUAUGAUCGUACCAGGGAAAAGACCUCAAUCCUCCACCACACCCUCUAUAUUUGUGGAUAAAAGCGGAGUGGCACGUUUGGUUCUUGGUGCGUCUGGUGGAACGAAAAUAACAACUGCAGUUUCCCUGGUAAGACAGCGGAAAAUCUCGAAAUUAUUUUGCGGCUCAGUUAAUCAGGCAAACACAGAAAAAUAUCGAAACUAAAAGUUUUUACGGCAGAUGGCAAUCAUAAUUCACGAAAGUGGUAAAAGAGUAAAAAAAUAAAGUUGUUCGCGAGUUGCCUCAGUUUCGACUCCUCAGUUGAUCGAGCCACGAAGAGCCUGUUGGCGAGAUUCACAAGGUUCUUGUGUGACGAGCAUUUUGCAUUCUGCUAGAAUACGCAUUGUCGAGAGCGUCUUGUCAUGCACCAGAAAUAUAUAUAUGUAUAUAUAUAUAUUGAGAGUCUAGGUUCGAAAAAUUGCAGAGUUGAGUUGCGAAGGAAUCAAAAACGGACACCAGCAACUUGGUUCUUCAUAAUAAUAAGAGGUUUACAGGUACAUUCCUUGAUCUUGCUUUCCGAUAAUUCAUUGUUUGUUAUUUUUGUUUACUCCAUAGGUUACAAUGAAUUAUCUCUGGUUUGGCCGAACCCUCCCUCAAGCCGUUGUCGAUCCCAGGCUCCACCAUCAGUUACAACCGAUGUAUAUUCGUAUCGACGAAGAUUACCCCAUGCCUCUGCCGAUCCAAGAAGGAUUAAAGAAGCUUGGGCAUAAAGUAGAGGCCAAGAGCCUUUACGCAGUGGUCCAGGCUGUGGCAAGGAACAAAGAUGGGACAUUGACUGGCAAAUCGGACCCAAGGAAGAGUAGCUGGGCGGCUGGAUACUGAUUAGUGUAACGCAAUGCAACGAAACUUUCUAUCACGCAACAUACAGUAAAAAUAUCUAUGUAUUAGAGAGCGAGUUUCUUGUUAGAGGAGAUCUGCGUCAUUGAAAAGAGAAGGUCUUUGUAACCUUAAUUUGUAUAACUGCUGCCAUAACUUGAAGGUUACAGUUAUAACUAACUUUAGAGCGUGAUCCUAAGAAUAGUAUCCCAUAAUGCACUUCAAAUGUCGUAACGUGUAACACAACGAGUUUACUUGAGGAAUUUAGAUUUCAAAGCAAAAUUUCAUAAAAUAAACUGGCAAUGUGGGGUCAGUGAGGUAUUUUCAUGAUAUCGUCCUUAAUUUAGAAAAACAGGGGAGUAAGUUGUACGCAAUAAGUCCUAUGUCACAUAGGACUUAUUGCGUACAAAUACCACAUGGCACAAAAUCCGACUGCUGGAUCGAUAGUAAAUUGCGCACUAGCACAUCCGAAGUAGAGGAAAUAUCAGCCCGAUUGACUAGGUUAAGAUCUUGCUGCCAAUGCGAUAUCGUACUGGUCAAGUAAAUUUUUAGACGUCAGAUACAUGUUGCGACCCAGCUUCAAUAAAAAGCUGUCAAAUCGAUCAUACACAAAAGUAAACAUGACAAAACAAAUAUACUACCAAAACAAAAGACCAAAAAAAAAAAAAACCUUGAAGUGAACUGUUAAUCAAAAGAAACAUUCAUACCGG